This is a messenger RNA of Oryzias latipes (Japanese medaka), 1960 nucleotides long. It is a transcript of the gene drc1, whose product is annotated as dynein regulatory complex subunit 1 homolog (Chlamydomonas). Gene Ontology annotation, biological process: cilium-dependent cell motility; regulation of cilium movement; axonemal dynein complex assembly. The record is from RefSeq and is a predicted model, not a curated record. Gene Ontology annotation, cellular component: axoneme; axonemal dynein complex. Lineage: Eukaryota; Metazoa; Chordata; Actinopteri; Beloniformes; Adrianichthyidae.
GUUACUGGUUGCCUCAGCAACGGAUCAAACAGCCGCAAGGAGACGUUUCUGUACAUUCGGACCAAAACUUUACGGCUUUUUCUUCUUAUUUGAGUGCUAGAAAAAAAUCUGAAAAUGGAUGGAAAGGAGAAAGGGUCGAAAAAAAAGAAGAAAUCUCUUUCGUCGUUUUCUGCAAUUUCGAACGAAACAAACAGCAGCUUCAUGUCCUCAAAUGUGACUAACGAAGAGCCAAACGAUGAGGGGGACAAAACUCCAGAGAACCCCGAGGAAGAAAGUCACAUGAGAAUCCUUAGCCUGCAUAGAGAUCUGACAGCAGCAUUAAUCAACAUCCAAACUGCAGCUGUUGCCAUAGUUGCAACAACAAAACUGGAAAAUGCUCAAGGAACCAUAGCGGAGCUGCAGGAGAAAAACGAACAGUCCAGCCAGAAAAUAUUUGAGGAACUCAUAGAAGGGUGGUCAACAGCUCAUCAGAAGGAGGCCCACCAGGACUUGCUGGAAGCCUUAGAAAGUCAGCAGCAUCUGUGUGCUGCUGUGAUAAGAGACAAGAAAAUUCUUAUUAAUGACUUAAAACAGGAACUGAACCGGAGGCAUGAGUCUUAUGUAAGGACCUUGAGGAAGAACGCAGAGGAGUUGAACCUGGUGACAGUGAUGAUGGAGGAGAAAAUGAAAAUAAUGACAGACGUCUACAGGGAAGAGUCCGAACAGAUGGAGAGGAUUCACCAGCAGGAAGUGGAAAUCCUACUUACAAAAGACAAGGAUCAAUGGGAAAAACAAAUCAAGGCACUUUGCGACAAAGAGCUGCAGCUACUGACGGAAAGGAAAAAGAAAGUGAAAGAGUACGAAGAGAAGUGCCAUGACAAGAUUCUGGGGGAUGUUAUCAAUAAUGCAAAAUCUAAAGUCUCAGUGAAGAACCUUCACAAGAAGGUCCCCAGUGAUCUCCUGGUUCCAAAAAACAACUUGCACGCUCAACUCGCCAAACAAUCAAAGGAGAUGUCAACCUUUCUUAAUGGAAGGAUUUUCAGCCUCAAGAAUGACAUUAAAAAGCUGAGAGAAACAUACACAGAGAAAGAAAGAGAAUUAAAAAACUGCACCGAUAAGUUGUAUGGGGAAUACCAGCGGAGCUACCAGAGGGUCCAGAGGUGUAAUCAAAUGCAGAUGAAAACCAGGCACAAUUCAGUUGAUGCAAAACAAUUUAAAGAGUUGCAGCAAAUGAUUGAUGGAGAGUUGAAUCAGUUAGCUCAGAGGGCCUUGACCAUAGACUCCUUGAUCUGCCAGUACCUUGGUCUACCCUGGAAGCAGGAUAACAUGGCCAUGCUGGAACUCCUCAGUCCGAUUCAGGAACAAGUUCCCAAUUUUGGUCAACUGAACUAUGAAACUGACAAGUGCAACCAAGGAAUGAUUGAAUCUGAUAAUAAAGAGAAGGAGAAGCUGUGCAAGGAGGCACUGGAGACAUCUGUAGAUCCACUGUGGGAUGAAAUGAAAUCUUCUGCUGGUUGCAGUGGAAUGAUGAAGGCAGUGGAGGCCAGCCCCCCCACAAACUCCUCCAUCCAUCACAAACCCUUCUUACCUCCUCUGAAACUUCACCCAGGCCUGAAGAGGGAGUCCAGGGAGAGCUCAGAAAAACAGAUAUCUAGCUCCUGGCAUGGUCAGGUCUUGGAUGCUUCAGAAGUUGGUGCCAGGUGGGAAAGGCUAGCCAAUGUCAUCCCUGAAGAAAAAGUCAGAAUGUGGGAAAUAGCACAAAAACAGCUGCUCCAGCACCAUUCAGUGCUACGAGAAAUUUCAGAUCUCAGUCUUGAGACGGAGAAUCUGAGGCAGAAGAACCUGCAACUAAAGAAACAGCUUCAGGAACGCGGCAUUUCAGUGACCAACUCUUGCGCCUUUGACCCAAAGGAAGGCUGAAGUUGAACAUGCAUGAUCUUUUCAAGCAACAAAGACUGCUAUUAAAAUCGAUGCAAUUUGA